Messenger RNA from Pisolithus orientalis, 2017 nucleotides. RefSeq lists its product as uncharacterized. Gene Ontology annotation, biological process: phospholipid transport; mitochondrion organization. NCBI's taxonomy places the organism in Eukaryota, Fungi, Basidiomycota, Agaricomycetes, Boletales, Pisolithaceae. Gene Ontology annotation, molecular function: lipid binding. The coding region runs from base 11 to 2017 and encodes 668 amino acids. The record is from RefSeq and is a predicted model, not a curated record. Gene Ontology annotation, cellular component: ERMES complex. The transcript has 4 exons.
CUACCCAGCGAUGUCGUUCACUUUUGAGUGGCCUCGCUUCUCCGAGCAAUUUCACACCCAUGCUAUCCAGAUGCUCAACAAUGCCCUUAACAAAGGAAACAAGCCGCCAGUCAUUGCAGACAAGAUUGAAGUCGUGGAACUGGAGAUGGGCACCCAGGUACUGGAACAGUUUCGCGGCAUAUUCAGAUUGACAUAUAACGGCGAUGCUCAUAUUGUGCUGAAAACCAAGGUUCAGGCUAAUCCCCUGAACCAUAAACAACCCGACAUCCACCUUAUGACUGGUUCUAGGGGCAUGCUGGCUGCGAAAGAGCCUCUAGUCGUACCCAUGCUCCUCCGCCUAUCCCACUUCAGACUUAACUCCUACGUAGUCCUUGUCGUUUCAAAACAGAAAGGCAUCACGCUCGUCUUCAAGACAGACCCUCUCCAGAAUGUAGACAUCAACAGCACGUUUGAUUCCAUCGCUGUCAUUCAGAAGUUCAUCCAGCGCGAGAUCGAAGGGCAAUUGCGCCAGAUGUUCAGAGAGGACCUACCAGGCAUCAUACAUCGUCUGAGCCAGCAGUGGAUAAAGGCGAAAGUGGAAGCACCCUACUUGGACAAACGACCUCCUCCGGUGAUUCGGCGGCCGUUCGAUACUGCGUCUGCGCCGGAUCUGUCUUAUCUAUCUCCUGGGUUUGCAGCCGCAGGUCUUCACCCUUCCUUUCGCCGUCCACCAUCACUUGUGGGUGGCCGUGCGCGCUCUAUUUCUGGCGUCUCUGUCACAAAUUUACCGCAGAGGACGGCGUCCAGUCUCAGGUCUACUCCGCCAGCUCCAGCCAGUGGUUCUCUACCUGAAAUAGAGAACUUCGAUCCCACAUAUGGCCUUCGUCCCGAGGGUCUCCCCACAAAGAGCGUGUUCACCAGUUUCGGACAGUUGUUUAGGCAGGACAAGGGCCUCGCGGAUCUCACGGAGGAACCGUCAGAGGGUGACGAACAAGGAGAACACGAGUCAUUCGAUGCCUUGGACUGGGACGAUACGAUUCCUGAUUACUCCCCACCUCCGAGCGUCUCUGAAGAAUUGGAACCAGUAACCGAGUAUGAAACAAUACCUGCAGUCGGAGGCGGAACUAUCACGCGCCCUAGAGUAUACCACUCCCAGUCGAUGAUACAACCUCCCUCCGAAGUCCCUAACGCUGCGUCCGAGGCCGAGAGCGCGUCAUCCUUUGCGAACCUUCUCCAGCGGGCUGGCUCCUCAAAGCUAAAUUCGACGUUGCCACACCCAGCUUCCCGAAUGAGACAUUCCCAUCAUGCCUCGAGCUAUCACUCCUUUGAAGAAGGCCUGUACGGUUAUGGAGAGCGAUAUCGCCCGCUCUCCGCCCCUCCUCUUGAUUUCGCACGACCCCCGUACCUAAAACACUCGCCGGGUAAAAGCGAUACGUACAUGUCGCGGUCUAGCAGCGAGCUUUCACAUUCUGUAGACACACCAUCCUCUCCCGAAGUUCCCCCGCCCUCCCACUACCUCGAUGCCAAGUCUCAUCGUCGUCUCUCUGUAUCAUCGUCAUACGGUUUCGAUGCUUUCCACUCCGGCUCCUCACCAAAGUAUCACACCCUUUCAGAAGCUGAUCCCAAAAUAGUCCUUCGCCCCACUCUCAAUAACACUGUCCACCAACUCUCCACUCUCAGCCAUUCGAAUCAUACCUUAUCGCCGUACACGCGUUCUUUGGCACACUUCACGGUACGCAGCGUCCCGCCGCGAACUGUCAACGCUUCCGGAGUAAAAUUACCUCCUGAACGUCGACCCACUAAAGCCAGACGUAAGCGGACGUACCGUAUCGGUGGACUGAAGGCAGGCGCAGAACCCGAGCCCCCACCGCCCACCUCACCACCAUCGCCUGCUCCGCCUUCCGAAUUCGAUCAGGCCGAUGUGGACCAAUACUUCCGCUUUCGUGAUGAUUUUACCCCUCUGCCUCGGGAAUCCAAAACACCUUCUCUUCGUGAUCAUCAUCAGCAUCGCGACCUACGUCGACGACGGCCGCAUUAG